Epinephelus fuscoguttatus (brown-marbled grouper) is the source of this 2576-nucleotide messenger RNA. RefSeq names its product WD40 repeat-containing protein SMU1-like. The record is from RefSeq and is a predicted model, not a curated record. Lineage: Eukaryota; Metazoa; Chordata; Actinopteri; Perciformes; Serranidae. Gene Ontology annotation, molecular function: protein binding. The coding region runs from base 520 to 2055 and encodes 511 amino acids. Gene Ontology annotation, biological process: mRNA splicing, via spliceosome. Gene Ontology annotation, cellular component: precatalytic spliceosome. The transcript has 12 exons.
UUGAGUCAAGGCAAAGAUGCUCGUGGCGCACCCAGCUCUGCAUUUGCAUAAUGAUGAGCAGCACGGAGGUGAUUUUCCGUUAGAGGACGUUAAGAGCGAUGUGUUGGUUUUUUAUGUGCUCCAGUACAAUGGUUCCUACAGGCGAGCACGCUCUGAGCCACGAGGUUCUGUCCGUGGUGCUGAUGCUGCGCUGUUGUCGUGGCUGACUGCCGCCGCCGCAGCAUCUCGGAGCGCAGCCCCGUCUCCUGCACACAACGUGCCCAGAAAAUGUUUCCUCCGUUCAUCGGCAUGCGUCAGGGAGGGCGUGUGAGUGUGAGAGUGUGUGUGUGUCUCCAAGUUUUUGUGCGGCAGCGGCAGUCACAAGGUUUGGGACUGCUGCCCGCCUCACCAAAAAAAUGCGAGACACAAGAGAAGCACGUGUAGUGGGUGGUCCUCAGCACACUGCCUUCACGUGGCUCUAUAGCGAGCGCAGAGCCCAGCCGUCAGUCCAGUGUGGCAACUACAGGAGACAACAUCAGCAUGGCUGUGGAGAUGGAACCCUCGGACGUGAUCCGCCUGAUAAUGCAGUACCUCAAGGAGAACAACCUCUACCGAACACUGACCACCUUACAGGAGGAAACCACCGUCUCGCUCAACACGGUGGAAAGCAUCGACAGCUUCAUCGCAGACAUAAAGAACGGCCACUGGGACUCCGUCCUGCUGGCCAUCGAGUCUCUCAAGCUGCCAGACAACACACUUAUUGACCUUUAUGAGCAAGUGGUGAUGGAGCUCAUUGAAAUGAGGGAGGUGGGAGCAGCUCGCUCACUCCUCAGACAAACUGACCCCAUGAUCAUGUUGAAGCAGACGCAGCCGGAGAGGUACAUGCAUUUGGAGAACCUGCUAACGUGCUCCUACUUUGACCCUCGUGAGGCAUACCCGAAAGGCAGCAGCAAGGAGAAGAGGCGCAGGGCGAUAGCAGAGGCGCUGGUGAGAGAGGUCAGCGUGGUGCCCCCUUCUCGCCUCAUGGGGCUCCUGGAGCAAGUUGGCUCUAUGAGAAUACAGGGCUACCCAGGUCAUCUCUCACCCGACAUGACCAUCGACACAUCUGCCAACAAGGACAGACAGGUGGAGAAGGAGAGUUUCCCAACACAGCUGUACCGCCACAUCAAGUUUGGGCGGCGGUCACAUGUGGAGUGCGCCCGCUUCUCUCCUGAUGGCAAGUACUUAAUCACUGGAUCGGUGGACGGGUUCAUCGAGGUCUGGAACUUUAACACUGGAAAACUUAGUAAGGAUUUAAAGUACCAGGCUCAGGACAGCUUCAUGAUGAUGGAUGAUGCUGUGCUGUGUAUGUGCUUCAGUCAGGACACAGAUCUUCUGGCAACCGGAGCUCAGAAUGGCAAAAUAAAGGUGUGGAAGAUCCAGAGCGGCUUGUGCCUGCGCAGGUUCGAGCAUGCUCACGACAAAGGUGUGACCUGUCUGAGCUUCUCCAAGGACAACAAUCAGAUCCUCAGUGCUUCCUUUAACCAGACCAUCAGAAUCCAUGAACUGAGGUCAGGCAAGACACUAAAGGAGUUAAAUGGCCAUUCAUCGUUUGUAAAUGAUGCAGCUUUCACUCAAAAUGGAAAUCACAUCAUCAGCGCCUCAUCUGACGGCACAGUUAAGAUUUGGAACACAAAAUCCUGUGAAUGCAUCCACACUUUGAAGUCUCUGUCCCAGACAUCAGAAGUCCCCGUCAACAAUGUGAUCCCUCUGCCACAAAAUCCGGAGCAGUUUGUGAUUUGUAACCACUCCGACACUGUGGUCGUCAUGAACAUGCACGGUCAGACGGUGAAGACCUUCAGCUCAGACAAAAAGGAGAGGGCCGACUUUGUGUGCUGCACCGUGUCACCCCGCGGGGAGUGGAUUUACUGUGUGGGAGAAGACUUAGUGCUGUACUGCUUCAACUAUACGACAGGAAGGCUGCAGAAAACGCUGACCGUUCACGAGAAGGAUGUAAUUGGCAUUGCUCACCACCCACAUGAGAAUCUGAUUGCCACAUACAGCGAGGACGGCCUCCUGAGGCUAUGGAAACCUUAAGCUGUCUUCCUGCUUUGUGAUAUGGAGGACCCAGAAAGCCUUAUGCAUGGUUAUAAAGCAAGUCAUUCAUUUCUGUGUGAUUAAAAAAGAUGGAUUAACAAAACAAAUGGAAUUAAUCCAUCAGUAAUGAAUCAUCACCAUUAAGGUCCAUUAAGUGGUCUGGAGCUUUAGGUCAUAUCACAGGAUCUUCAUCAGCAAAUGUAUUUUUCCAGGUUUAAUGAAAUUGCAGAUGUUAAAUUUCAGUUUUUCUGAGCACUUUAAGGACUUCUUUUCAAUGUUGGCACAACAACUGAGGUUCACAAUGGGAAAACAAUGAAAUGAAAAAUGGGAGAACUCCAUCUGGUGAUGAAUAAUUUGAUCAGAAGCUCCACAACAGCUGCUUAAUGGACCCUGUGGUGAAGCUGUUUCCUGGACUGCUAUUUCUGUGGUCAAAAAUGAAUCUGGAACGGCAUCAUUAAUUUGUUUUUUUGUUUAUUGAAGUUUGGCCAUUUCUGCCAGUAAUUUCAAAUUGGAUUACACAG